AUGACAGAUUCAGAGACUCACAAUACUGUUAACGAACACUUUUUUUUAGUAGGACAAGAGAGGUUGGACUUUUUAUCAGGUGAUUUAGAUAUGGAUAUUCCUCAAAUUGAUAAACUAAAGCACAUUCUAUUUCCUCUAUCAAAGGAGCAGCUUGUGGAUAUUUUAGCAAGAUGUGCUUUUGCUUUUGAUGAAGUUAGGAAGGCUUGUGUAGCAAUAUUUGAAAAGAGUCCAGUUAGUAGAAGAGUGAUGGUAAGGAAUAUAUCUUUUAAUACUAGUGACAAGGCAUUUGUAGAUUUAUUCUGUACAUUCGGAGAGAUAGAUGAUGCUAUUAUUGUACGUGAUAAGAGUGGUAAAUCUAGAGGUUAUGGAUUUGUUACUUUUAAGUCCACAGAAUCUAUACAUAAACUUUUUGACUCUAGUCUCUGUUUAGAUGGAAGACAGCUAUUACUUAAACUUGCAGCAGAUCCUUAUGCUGAAUUUACAUGUGGAAGAUCGCAAUCACCAAAAGAUUUAUAUGAGAGAAACGAUAUAAAUGAUUCCAAUACAUCAUUUAAAGUGAUCUCAAAACGGAAAUUAUUUGUAAGAAAUCUUUCAGAUACUACAACAGCUGAGAAAUUAAAAGAGGUAUUCAGUCAGUUUGGUAAUGUAGAGGAUUGUGUAAUUUUGACAGAUUCCAAUACAGGAUUAUCAAAAAGAUGUGGAUUUGUAACAUUUAAAAAUAUAUCUGGGGUUAUGAAAGCAUUAAAACAGCAACAACAGAUAAUUAAUGGAAAGGUAGCAUUUAUAUCAUUAGCUUUUCCACAGAAGCUUUCAAAUAAUCAUUCAGUAACUAUUAAUAGCAGAACUCCUGUUCCAAAUACUUUAUCUAAUUUAAGUUUUCCAGUUCCAUUAAAUUAUUUAACUUCUCAUCCAGGACUUGGUAACUUGGCAACAUUAUCCACAGAACAUAUUCCUAAUCCAAUAUCUUCUAAUAUAAAUACUAGAUACCAUAAUAAUGUCGAGAAUGUUAAUGCAUCAAGGAUACAUUAUUUAGAUAGAUCAACGAACCAGCUUCACUAUAACCAUUUAGGGAAUGCAUCUUCAAUAAUACCUCAAACUAAUACAACCUUAAUACCUUCUUAUCUAACUCCAUAUCCUUAUGGAAUUCUAUAUUCCACUAUUUCUGCACCUAUAUCAGUUACUUCCGAUGGUAAUCCAACAGGAAUUAUUGAAUACUAUAAGAUCUAG
This is a messenger RNA of Cryptosporidium muris RN66, 1227 nucleotides long. RefSeq names its product RNA recognition motif. family protein. The transcript has a single exon. The record is from RefSeq and is a predicted model, not a curated record. Gene Ontology annotation, molecular function: RNA binding. Bases 1 to 1227 code for a protein of 408 amino acids. Lineage: Eukaryota; Apicomplexa; Conoidasida; Eucoccidiorida; Cryptosporidiidae.